Molecule: messenger RNA, 4749 nt
Organism: Hymenoscyphus albidus
Lineage: Eukaryota; Fungi; Ascomycota; Leotiomycetes; Helotiales; Helotiaceae
Source: the annotation of a GenBank genome assembly
ACAAUAUCAAGCAAAACCUCACAUGCGUCUAGACACCCCAAUCGCCACAUAGAUAUUCCAGAAGCAUGGUAUUCUUUAAUACGAAUAUCGCUUUGAUAUUUCCGCAUCGAAAACACUUUGUCUGUACGUACUAUCGAUAUGAAACCUUCUGUGCACCUUUCGACCAUUUUCUGAUUCGACCGCCCUCUUGGGCAUUUUAGCAUUCUCAACAUGGCUCGUUUAACCAAAAGCCGCCCAGUCUCUUCUCAUGAUCAUGCGCAACAACACGAUCGUCCUGUCGCUAUUACUAUAGAUGAGAAAGAUACGGGUAGGAAAUCGAUGGAGUCGAGUCGCAGCCAAGUGGUGAUUAGACCUACGUGGGGUUCAUUAUUCGCCUUUACGCAGCCAAAACACGGGUUUUCUCUGGUCAUCGCGAUUUUCACCUCCAUUACCGCGGGCUUGCCGCAACCGGUUGCAGCAAUUAUCUAUGGAAGGGUGUUUUCGUGUAUCACGCAGUUUGCGAGCGGAACGUCGAGUGCUGCGGAGCUUAUUAGUAAGGUUUCAUACUGGAGUAUUGCGCUGGCUAUCGCGGGCGGUGGAGCAUGGUUGGUGCAAGGUGCUUCGCUGGCUUCGUGGAUGCUCUUUGGGGAAUUACAGGCUAAGAGCGCGAGAGAGGGGGUUGCAGAUGCGUUAUUGGAGAAGGAUGUUGAGUGGUAUGAUUUGAGGGAAGACGGGAUCGGGUCCAUGCUAAUACGUAUACAAACGUAUGUCUCUACCCUUUGAGCGAGAAUUCAUCGCUAACAUCUUUAGGCAAAUCCGAGAGUUGCAAAUGGCCGUGUCACAACCUUUAGGGUUCCUGUUCACCGAAACCGCAGGAACGCUUAUUGCGCUGGCUGUCGCGUUCUUUUACUCUUGGAAGCUCACUUCAGUAAUCCUUGCUUCCAUAAUAAUUGCAGGAUUCAUUCUGACUUGGCUCUCACGAGGUCUUGCGCCAGCAACUGAAGCACAAAAGGCGGAACUUGCCAAAGCAUCAAAGUACUCCAAUAACGCGAUCAAUGCUAUCAAUGUUGUAAAGGCUUUCAACGGACGGGAACAUGAGGUGUGGCAAUACUACUCAACCAUCAGACAUGUCGCAUCAAAAUACCUGGCCCAAGCUCGCGCAAACGCAGUCCAAUUUGGCUUCACGAAAUUCCUUGUCAUCGCUCUUUUCGUGGAGGGUUACUGGUACGGUCUCAUCCUAGUUCGCCAAGGUCUUGAACCUGGACAUGUACUCACUACCUUUUAUUCUUGUUUGUAUGGUAUGCAAGCGAUCGAAAUAAUCUUACCUCAGUGGAUAGUGUUGACGAAGGGAAUGUCUGCUGGGAUGACUUUGAAGAUAAUGAUUGAUGAAGUCAAAGCGGACCCGAAUGAAAGGAAGUCUGGAAGUUUCGCUCCAGGCUCGUGUACUGGGGACGUCGAGAUCAAAGAUGUAAGUAUCCAAGGUCAUCGAAUUUAAUUGUUAAAACUAAUGGCACAAGGUCACUUUUUCAUACCCUUCAAAUCUCACACAACAAGUUUUAGUCAAAACCAAUUUUGUCUUUCCAGCUGGUCAAACCACUUUCGUUAUCGGCAAAAGUGGAUCGGGAAAGAGCACGAUCGGCAAUCUUCUCCUGAAAUUCUAUGAACCGACCGAGAGAAAGAUUCUCAUUGAUGGAAUGUUAAUCUCUGACUUGAACACGCAAUGGGUUCGCGAGAAUGUCUACUUGGCACAGCAGGACAGCCACCUCUUCAACGAAACGAUAUUGCAGAACAUCACCUUUGGCCGUCGAGAAAAUGCUACGAAGGAGGAUAUUCUGAUAGCUUCCAAGACGGCAGAUCUCAGCCAUACAAUGGCACUUCUUCCCGAGGGAUUUCAGACUGUAGUUGUUUCGAUGGGUGUUUCUUUGAGUGGAGGACAGCAACAGAGGAUUGCACUUGCGAGGGCGAGACUACGAGAUUCGCCGAUACUGAUUCUCGAUGAAUCAACCAGUGCCUUGGAUCAAACCAGCAGAGAAAAAGUGUUGAAGAAUCUUCGUGAUUGGCGCAAGGGAAAGACUACGAUUAUCAUUACUCACGACAUUGCGCAAAUUGACGAUAAAGAUUACGUCUAUGUAGUUGAAAGAGGAUCGGUUGUCCAAGAAGGGUUUCGCAAAAAGCUAGCCGCGGAUAUAGCAGGAAAAUCCUACUCUUACGUACCUCAGAAUGCGGUGCAUACCCCUGCUUCCGCAUUCAACUUUGGCCCUGAUUACUUUGAUAGAACAGUUAGCGAAGAACCAAGACGGGCUUCUGAGCCCCUAUCUCCCACGGUUGAGAGCUUUGAAGCGUCGAUUAGGGAAGAAAAUAAACAUAAAAACCGUAUCUCGGCAUUAUUGGGUAUGUCAGGGGCAAAAGCUCAGAGCUUGCUGCAAGGAUCCAACUUUCAAAAGAAAAGCAAUCGCUAUUCGUGGGGUAUGGGAGUUACACAGGUCAAUAAUUUGAGGGCUGAUGAGUUGUGGCAAAGCUCUUCAAGUCGCCCUGUUAGUAGUGUCUGUACUUCCAACAUCUUGGAACCUGUCCAGGAACCUUUUGGUCCGGUUGAAGGCGCUAUGGAUGUUCCUGUACCUGAAGCUCCACGAUCUCAGACCCCUCCGCCACCGAGCCCUACAAGGCAGGAAAUGCAGGAUCUGGAACAACUUGUUGCUUCGCUACCGACUCAUCGGAAGAGCAGCAGUGGUGAAACUCACUUCUUUAAGCAUCGAUACUCCAGCGUUGCCAAAGCGGCAAUGAUCCCACCCACUCCAUCAGUCCACAACAUCCCCGACGUCAAAGGCGAAACACAACAUGGUGACUUUAUUAGACUCGAAGACAUAAAGGCUUCCCGCUCCUCAAAUGAUGAACCCUCACAGAAACCACUGAAGGCCAUCCUCGCCACAGUCUGGAGGACCUUGGCGUGGAGAGAUAAAACCAUUCUCGUUUUUGGAUUUGUGAUGGCCUUUGCGCUUGCAGCAGCCACACCGGCAUUUGCCUUCCUCUUUGGUCAAUUACUAGCUACCUUUUACACAACCGUCAAUCAAGAAUACCUCGCGAUGAAAUGGUCGCCUGCACUCCUCGGCAUUGCGUUUGUGAAUGGAUUUUCUGCUUUCUCCACGCAUUAUGCCUUGGAACAUGCAGGUGAGGCUUGGGUAAAUUCUUUGCGAGUAGAAGCUUUGAAACGUAUCCUUUCCCAACCGAAAUCGUGGUUUGAAAAACCGGAGAACAACGCGGGAAAGUUGAAUGAGUGUCUUGAUAGGAAUGCGGAGGAGAUGAGGAAUAUCGUGGGACGCUUUGCUGUACCUGUCUUUACGGCUCUCUGGUUGAUCGUUAUAUCUAUCAUUUGGGAUUUCAUCAUUUCGUGGAAAUUGACAUUGCUGUUCCUGGCGUGUGGACCACCGAUGCUUGUGGCAAGCAGAGUGUUUGAUUUCGUUUCCUCAAAAUGGGAAGGGAAAUCCGAAGUCGCGGCUCAGAAAACGAGUGCCGUCUUCACCGAAACAUUUUCCAAGAUUCGAGUUGUCAGGUCAUUGGGCUUAGAGAGCUGGUUCUUGGGGAAGCAGAAGAAGGCUACAGAAGUAGCUUACAAAACUGGUGUCCUUCGAGCCGUUUACUCAGGGCUCUUCUACGGCGUCACAGAUACCGUAUCACUCUGCUCCGCAGCUCUCAUCUUCUACUACAGCGCCAUUCUCAUCACCAAAGGCGGCAGCGUUGCCUGCAUUUUCCAAGUCGUCAACCUCUUGCUCUUCGGCAUCUGGGGCGCCACAGGAAUGGUAUCCAUCGUCCCCCAACUAAACAGCUCCCGCACAACCGUCACGCAAAUUCUCCGACUCGCUAACCUCCCCCUGACGUCCCAUGAAACCCUCGGCUCCAAGAAGAUAAUCAACAUCUUCCCCAUCGAAUGUCGAAACCUGAACUUCACAUACCCAUCCAACAUCUCCAAACGCAAAGCAUUAAACCACCUCAACCUCACCAUCUCCUCCGGCACCUGCACCGCCCUCGUCGGCCCCUCGGGCUCGGGAAAAAGCACCCUCACCUCCCUCCUCCUCUCCCUCUACCCACCCGACCCCUCAUCCCCCAACGGCCACCCACCUGUCUCCUUCGGCGGCCACUCCAUAACCAACCUCCACAUCCCCACGCUCCGCUCCCAAAUCUCCAUCGUCCCCCAACAAGCCCUNCUCAUCCCCCAACGGCCACCCACCCCUCUCCUUCGGCGGCCACUCCAUAACCAACCUCCACAUCCCCACGCUCCGCUCCCAAAUCUCCAUCGUCCCCCAACAAGCCCUCCUCUUCACCACCACCAUCCUCUCCAACAUCCUCUACGGGCUUCCCGAAUCCUUCCCCACCGCCCACGCCACGGCCGCCGCCCAAGCCGCCAUCGACGCCGGCAUCCACACCUUCAUCCUCUCGCUCCCGUCGGGCUACCAAAAACUCAUCGGCGAUGGCGGACAGACGCUUAGUGGCGGACAGGCGCAACGGAUCUGCAUCGCUCGCGCCCUCGUUCGCCGGCCGAAACUGCUGAUUCUGGAUGAGGCGACGAGUGCAUUGGAUGCGAUUACGGCGGAGGGCAUCAAGCGGACGGUACAUAGGGCGAUGGAGAGGGAGAGGGGGAUGAGUGUGCUUGUUAUUAGUCAUUCGGUGGAGAUGAUGAGGGUUGCGGAUAGGAUGGUGUAUCUUGAGGAUGGAGCUGUGGGGGAGGCUGGGGGAUGGGGGGAGCUUGUUAAAAAGGGUNUGGGAAGGGAAUAG